UGCUCGAUCCAAGAAGCCAAGAAGCGAAGAAGCGAGCUAGCUCGUGACCGCCGCAAUGUCUUCUCCGCCGGCUCUCCAUGGCCCCGCGGCGCCUGCCGAGGUGGCGGGAGGAGGGGGAGGGCCGUCGCCGAUGGUGAUCAGCAACGGCGUGCUGCUCGCCGCGGUGAUCUUCUUGUUCAUGGUCGUGGUGUUCGUGUUCCUGCUGUACCUCUACGCGAAGCGGUACCUCGGCGCGAACCCGAUGUUAGCGCCGGUGUCGCCCUCGUCGAGGUUCCUCUUCCUCGACGCGUCCCCGUUCCCGCGCCGCGGGCUGCCCGCCGCCGUGCUGCGGGGGCUCCCCGUGACGGUCUACGCGAAGCCGGGCGGGGGCGGCGCGGGCGCCGGCGAGGGGCUCGAGUGCGCGGUGUGCCUGUCCGAGGUGGCCGACGGCGAGAAGGUGCGGCUGCUGCCCAAGUGCGAGCAUGGCUUCCACGUCGAAUGCAUCGACAUGUGGUUCCAUUCCCACGACACCUGCCCGCUCUGCCGCGCGCCCGUCGGCUCCGACGCCUGGGAGCUCACCGCGGAGGGGCUGCCGCGCGUGCCGCGCGAGGAGCCGGCCGCCAUGGAGUUCCCCAUGUUCCCCACCAACGUCCUCUUCUGGGGCACCCACGACGACGUCGCCAACCACCCGUUCCGUCCCCCGCCGCCGCCUCUCGCGACCGCCCCCUCCACGAGCUCCUCGGCCUCCGGACGCCGGAAGGAGAAUCUCGUGAUCGACAUCCCGACGCGCUCCGUCGCGGCGGACUCUGUCACGUCGUCGUCCGCCUCGACGCCGCUGCCGGCGAGCAGGAUGUCGGAGGACAUGAGGUCGCCGGUGUCCGCGCGGCUCCGGUCGCUGCGCCGGCUUCUGAGCAGGGGCAAGCAGGCCGUGGUCGGCCCGUCCUUCAGCCCGCGCGGCGGCGGCAGCGGAGACAUCGAGCAGGGGCUCGCCGGCGCUGACGCCGCGUGCCCGCCCAAGACUCCCAAGACGCCGCCGGCGGCGAACUGAUCCUUCUUUCCGAAGCUCCGAGAUGCAUUGGCUCGCCUCGCCGAUCACCGGAGAGUACACAUGUGUUCAUUCUUUUUUUUUCCUAUUCUUUUCUGAUCCUUUCUUUUGCAUUUAAGAAAACAAAGAAGAAAUUUUGAUCAAAAACUCUGAUGUAAAAAGAAGAUGACAGCAUUGUUGUAAGUUCAUUAUUGGUGAUUGGAGGAUAAAGUUAAUGAAUUUGUUCAUAUGUC
Oryza brachyantha (malo sina) is the source of this 1257-nucleotide messenger RNA. Its product is annotated as RING-H2 finger protein ATL3-like. NCBI's taxonomy places the organism in Eukaryota, Viridiplantae, Streptophyta, Magnoliopsida, Poales, Poaceae. Bases 56 to 1027 code for a protein of 323 amino acids. The record is from RefSeq and is a predicted model, not a curated record. The transcript has a single exon.